Molecule: messenger RNA, 1840 nt
Organism: Suncus etruscus (white-toothed pygmy shrew)
Lineage: Eukaryota; Metazoa; Chordata; Mammalia; Eulipotyphla; Soricidae
Gene: CPN2
Product: carboxypeptidase N subunit 2
Exons: 3
Coding region: 95-1735 (546 amino acids)
Molecular function (GO): protein binding
Source: RefSeq, a predicted model, not a curated record
CUUCCUCCCGGAACACAAAGCCUUCUACCCACUGGGACAGGUCACCCCCACACACAUCCUCAAGGACCUUCUUGAGAGUUCUUCCUAAGAAAAGAUGUUGCCUGAAGCCUGGCUGCCCUGGGCCUGCCUCCUUCUCCUGGCCUUGCCCUCCGAGCCCUGCCCCACCGGCUGUGACUGCUUCAACCGCCAGGUCUUCUGUGCCGACGAGGCUCUGACAGCCAUCCCACCCACCUUCCCACCCUACACCACUGAUGUCAUCUUCGUGGAGACCUCCUUUAGCACUGUGCCCACCAGGUCCUUCAGCGGCAACCCCUACCUGGCCAAGGUGGUCUUCCUCAACACCCAGCUCUCUCAUCUCGGGCCCGAUGCCUUUGGGGAGCUGCCCCUGUUGAAGGACCUGGAGAUCUCGGGCAAUUCCUUCUUCAACCUCAGCGCUGCCCCCUUCUCCAGCCUGAACUCACUGGUCAAGUUCACCCUCACCUUCAACUCGCUGCAGACACUGCCUGAAGACCUUUUCCAUCAGAUGGAAGCCCUGGAGGCCCUCUAUCUGCAGGGCAACCAGCUCCAAACUCUGCCCACCCAUCUCUUUCAGCCCCUGGCGCGGCUCAAGACCCUCAAUCUGGCUCAAAACCUUCUGAUGCAGCUUCCAGGGGAGCUGUUCAUGCCCCUGGGCAGCCUCCAGAGCCUGCAGCUGAGCCAUAAUUUGCUGAGCAGGCUGCCCCAGGGUGCCUUCAGCCAGCUGGGCAGCCUUCGUGAGCUCUUCCUGGACAGCAAUGGGCUCUCCGAGCUGCCUUCUGGGCUCUUUGCUCAGCUCCUGAGCCUAGAGAGACUGUGGCUGCAUCACAAUGCCCUAAGUCAUAUUCUGCCCUCCACCUUCUCCUCUCUUGCCAACCUCACCCACCUAAGCCUACUGGACAACAAACUGCAGACACUGCCAGAGGGGCUCUUUGCCCACUCCCCGCACCUCGUGGCCCUGUCCUUGUCCCACAACCAGUUGCAGAACAUCCCCCCGGGAGCCUUUGCCAACCUGUCUAAUCUUACCUCCCUCACACUCUCAUACAAUGCCCUCACCCACCUCCCCGCCACCGUCUUCUCAGAUCUGACAGAACUGACCAGGCUUUACCUGGGCAAUAACAACCUCACAGCCUUGCACCCCACUCUCUUCCGGAAUCUGUCCAAGUUGGAGCUGCUCAGCCUGUCCAAGAACCACCUGACCACGCUCCCCGAAGGCAUCUUGGACAACAACUACAACCUGCUCAACCUGGUCCUACAUGGGAACCCCUGGCAGUGCGACUGCCACCUGACCUACCUCUUCAGAUGGCUACAGCAAUUCAGUGACCGGAUCCUCAACCUCCAGACUUUCUGUGCCGGCCCUGCCUACCUCAAGGGCCAGCUGGUUCCUGACCUGAACAAAGAGCAGCUGCUGUGCCCUGUUACCCGGGACCGGUUAGGCUUUCAGGCCCCAGGGCCAGAUGACAUGGAGGUGGGGGACGGCUGGGAUCAGGUGGCUGCAGAAAGGGCCACCCAGAGCAGCUGUACUUACAGCAAUCCCGAUGGCACCAUGGUUCUGGGCUGCGACAAGGUGCAAUGCCGCUGGCUGAGUAUGCACCUGUCCGCCCGUGAGGGGGCCACCCCAGGAUUGCCCUACAAUGCUAGUCGGGUGUGGGAUUUGAUGUCAGCCUGCGGUAAUAUGAGGGUCACCGUGUCUAUUGAGGCCCGGGCAGGGGGACCCUAGUGCAUGGCAAAUAGCCUGGAGCUGGGCAGACAGCUUUGGGGAAUCUGAUGGUACAAAAAGGGGUGGGGUGGGUAGGAAAAGCAUGCUGGAGAACUUGGGAUGUGA